CCUUCCUUGGUGUGGAGGUGAGUCAGCCAAGCCUGAAGAUUUAGGAAGAGGAGAAAGCAGAGACAGACAGCUGUCCUGAGAAGCCCUAGGCUUCCAGUUCUCUCUCUCCCAGGGCAGCGCUGAGCACAGGGGAGACCUUGCCGAGCUCCAACCCACGUGGCAUUGCCCAGUUGACUCGACUUUGAGAAGACAUCUUCCUCCAGCUCCAGCGUCCUGCUCUUCGGUCCCCAGGAAAGAGACCCCAGAUGGGAAAGAGCUGCAAGGUGGUGGUUUGCGGCCAAGCCUCAGUUGGGAAAACGUCAGUCUUGGAGCAGGUCCUCUAUGGGAACCAUGUGGUUGGUUCCGAGAUGAUAGAAACCCAGGAGGACAUCUACGUGGGCUCGAUCGAGACGGACCGAGGGGUGCGGGAGCAGGUGCGGUUCUACGACACCCGGGGCCUGCGGGAGGGCGUGGAGCUCCCCAAGCACUGCUUCUCCUGCACGGACGGCUACGUGCUGGUGUACAGCAUCGACAGCAAGGAGUCCUUCCGGAGGGUGGAGCUGCUCAAGAAGGAAAUCGACAAGUGCAAGGAUAAGAAGGAGGUCACCAUUGUGGUUCUGGGCAAUAAGUGCGAUCUGCAGGAGCAGCGACGCGUGGACCACGACGCGGCCCAGCACUGGGCCAAGGGCGAGAAGGUGAAGCUGUGGGAGGUGUCCGUGGCCGACCGCCGGACGCUGAUUGAGCCUUUCACCUACCUGGCCAGCAAGAUGACACAGCCGCAGAGCAAGUCUGCCUUCCCGCUGAGCCGCAAGAACAAGGGCAGCGGUUCCAUGGACGGCUGAAGGCCUGGCCUCCCCUCCCCCCGCCACCUCGCUCCCAUGGCGCAUCCACCCUCUCCUGAGCUCUGGGGUGCUGGCAUGAAGCCUGGUGAAGGGAGGUGCCGAGUGGGUGGGCGGGGGCUUGGCCCCUGGCUGCACCAGGCAGCAUGGCGAGGACCCAGUGCCAGGGAUAGUCGCUGGGGGCAGUGAGGACAUCUGGCCCAUCCCUGCUGCCUGGAGGGGGAGGGCAGCCUUGGGCAGCUGGUCUGAACUCGGGAUUUGCCCAGACCGUGCCCCGGGAGCCCUGCGGACAGGCAGCUACUGGCCAGGUCUCUGCUCCCAAACCACAGGCUAGACAGAGCCCUCGGCAAACACACUCCUUGCCUUGGCAGGGGGCUGCGUGGGCAGCAGGAGGCCUGCAAAGGCCUCACGGGCUCCAACCUCCAUUUGGCCCAUUGUAACCCUUGCCCUGAACCUGGAGGGGAGCGUUCCCUCCACAACAAGAUCGUGGCACUACGUAGCUCCUUCCUCCACCUGUGCCACAGAAUGCCCCGGCCUGUCUCCCCGAAGUUCCUUCCUGCAAGCUGGCGCUGGAGCAGGUGCCCAGCCAGAAGGUGGACUCUGAGCUCCCUGGCUGUGGAGCCGUUCGGCUCCUGACCUAGACCCUUGAACGCAGUGGAGCUGGAGCUACAGGCGAGGGGUGAAGGCAUUCAUCGUCCAGGCCUCUCCGCCCACCAACAGGCACCUGCAACUGGGGAGGUGGAUGGGAGCUCCAAGAUCGCUGGGCUCUUAGCCCCAUGCAUGCUGCACUCACUCCCUGGAGGCUCCGUAGCUGCAACCCUGAAGAUUGGGGGAGCAAGGACUGCCCUGGGUCCCUGCGAACCUUCAUUGUCUGCUGGGCUCCUAGGCCCUCCUGCCCUCCUCAGCUCUUUAACUGCACCUGGCCCCUCUGCAGCAGCAGAAUUGGGGUGCUCGGGUGAGGCCAGGCCGAGCAGAGCUUGGGUUUAGGUUCAUUAAGCUCAUUAGAGCCUCAUCAGUGUCCAAGCAUGUCAGAAAUUUCCCAUGCCGCGAUCCCAGGCCGAAGGCCAGGCCACGCCAUGGUGUCGGGGGUUGUGCCCCUGCCUCUGAUCCCAUUACGGCCUGAGGUGAAGACCCCAGCGUGGGGAGCUCAAUGCAGAAGCCUGGGCGUGGGCCAGCCGCUAGAGGGAGGCCACACACCAGCCAUUUGCAUCGCUCGUUAGGCAGGUGCAGCUCAGCUCAGCCUCAUUGCCGAGGAGCAGUUGGCCCCCGGCAGACACAUUUCCAACCUGCGGCUCUGUCAGGCUGACGCUCUUUGGACGGAACUGGGGGUGGGGGCAGGGGUCAGGUUGCAAAGGUGGCCUCAGCAGGCCAUUAAAAUUGUCAGUUGGCCAAGCACCAAGGGGUUAAUUUUAGAUGGUCCCUAAGCUUCUCCUUGGCCAGGAAUCUGGGACGGGAGGGAAUGUGCUUUGGCUGCUGUGGGGGGUACGACCAGGGCUCACUGGGGUAUCCUAGAUUAGCUCACCCUGCAGCAGGACACGUUCUGGUGCUGGGAAGUGAGGCUGGUGUUUCUUUUUUUAAUGGCUGCAUGGAUGUAAUCUCAUGUCAGAGGCAUGUGGAGCCCCUUCCUCCUGGUCAGCAAGCCGUCAAUAAAUUCAACUCAGCUGCU
This is a messenger RNA of Dermochelys coriacea (leatherback sea turtle), 2484 nucleotides long. RefSeq names its product NFKB inhibitor interacting Ras like 2 (gene NKIRAS2). NCBI's taxonomy places the organism in Eukaryota, Metazoa, Chordata, Testudines, Dermochelyidae. The transcript has 4 exons. Gene Ontology annotation, biological process: canonical NF-kappaB signal transduction. The coding region runs from base 246 to 821 and encodes 191 amino acids. Gene Ontology annotation, molecular function: GTP binding; GTPase activity. The record is from RefSeq and is a predicted model, not a curated record.